AUGCCGUUGGUUCUUAAGAGGCUAGGUUACACCCUGGCCCCUGGGGAACGCUUUACAGGAGAAGAUGAGGCAGUUGACGAGGGCCUUGAGAAUUACGCCAAGUCUGAAAUUAACCGCAAAGAGGGUACGCUUGAAAAAAUAAUUGUUCCCGCAAGUUAUAAGCGACAGUUGGCACCUUCUAAUAAUAAUUUAGAAAUUCUAUCGAAACUAGGACAAAUGGAAUGUGAACGUGGGAAGGGGAAUAACGAAGAUAACGGGAAACUUGAAGGGCGUGACGACAAAAAGUUGAAAAGUUUUUUGGACAAUCUGACUAUAGUUGGAGAGCUGUGCUGCGACUAUAACGUCGACCAAAAGAAGCUAGAAUUCCACUUGAAGGAGCUGGCAACGUCGUUUGUCAAACAAGGGUUGAAUCAGCUGAGUGACUUGAUGGUCACUUUCAACAGGCCUGAUGACUUUUACGCUGAAAUGAUUAAAAGUGACGAGCACAUGUCGAGGAUUAUCAAGGCACUGGAGGCCAGGAAUAACGAGCUUACGAAGCAGGCAGUUGCCACCAUUGGCAAAAGGGCUAAAAAGUCUAUUGGCAAGUUGAGCAAGAAACAGUACCAGUUGCAGCAAAAGAACCAGUUUAUCAAGAAAGUCAAUGUCCUUAAGAAGAAGCACAAGGGUGGUGAUAUCGACAAGUACCUUGACGAGUUGAUCUCAGAUGUUGGCGCCCCUAGGCGCAGAGGAAGACCCAAGGGUUCCAAAAACAAGACCACUAAGGCCACUGCCGCGAAGGCAGCCGGGAGCACUGGUGCAUCCAAAACGUACAAAAAGAGCAAAAAGGCCACUGCCAAAGGUAAGAGGGGCCGCCCCCGAGGAAGGAAGAAGAAAUCGGAGUCAGCUGGCAGCGACAAGGCCAUCAAGAAGGGCAAAAGGGGAAGGCCCAGGAAGAGCGACGUUGAGAAGAGGAAGGGCCACAAAAGACCAAAAACAUAA
Messenger RNA from Theileria orientalis strain Shintoku, 978 nucleotides. RefSeq lists its product as uncharacterized. Bases 1 to 978 code for a protein of 325 amino acids. Gene Ontology annotation, molecular function: DNA binding. Gene Ontology annotation, cellular component: nucleolus; preribosome, large subunit precursor; nuclear periphery. The record is from RefSeq and is a predicted model, not a curated record. Gene Ontology annotation, biological process: ribosomal large subunit biogenesis; rRNA processing. Lineage: Eukaryota; Apicomplexa; Aconoidasida; Piroplasmida; Theileriidae. The transcript has 5 exons.